Phytophthora nicotianae INRA-310 is the source of this 615-nucleotide messenger RNA. RefSeq lists its product as hypothetical. The record is from RefSeq and is a predicted model, not a curated record. The transcript has a single exon. Bases 1 to 615 code for a protein of 204 amino acids. NCBI's taxonomy places the organism in Eukaryota, Oomycota, Peronosporomycetes, Peronosporales, Peronosporaceae.
AUGCGGCGUGAUGGUCACGAACACGUCCUUCUUGCUGUUCAGGCGCUGGAUACGGUUCAUCCAGUACGUCAAAAUGUAUUGCUCGUCCUCAGCGAUGAGCACGUUCCAACUGCUCCAGACCUUGUUCGACGGAGGCAGCAUGAUCGGGUCACGGUGGACAUACAUCAUACUCUUGUGGUAGUGGAAACGCAUGAGCGAUUGGUACGCCGUCUCGCUCCAACGCAGCAUCUCGGCACUCUCGUCGGCGUGGGUAGCGAGCACGACGUAAUCGCACUCAAUCCGCUCUCCGCCCUUGAGAAUCACAGCCUUGCCGCCCUUCUCGACCUGCUCAACGGCGGCGUUGUAACGAACUGUGCCAUUGUACUCUUCCGUGAAGAGUUUGAGGAACGGCUCAAUGUAACCCGAGCCAACGUACCACCACUGGUGCUUCGGGCGGUCCGUACGCCGUCCCAGCGCGCCGAGAAUCACCUGCCACAGCGGGAUAUACAGCGAGUUGGAAUGCGUCUUAAGACAGCGAAGGAACUGCGUGACAGGCAGGUCCAGCACGUCGUGCUUGGGCACAGUCCAGAGGAUGGAAACGAAGGCCAGGAAGUAGUGGCGGAAGAACUCUUCUGA